This is a messenger RNA of Polyodon spathula (Mississippi paddlefish), 5266 nucleotides long. RefSeq names its product bifunctional glutamate/proline--tRNA ligase-like. The transcript is spliced from 33 exons. The record is from RefSeq and is a predicted model, not a curated record. The coding region runs from base 87 to 4679 and encodes 1530 amino acids. Gene Ontology annotation, biological process: glutamyl-tRNA aminoacylation; translation; prolyl-tRNA aminoacylation. Gene Ontology annotation, molecular function: ATP binding; glutamate-tRNA ligase activity; proline-tRNA ligase activity. Gene Ontology annotation, cellular component: cytoplasm; aminoacyl-tRNA synthetase multienzyme complex. NCBI's taxonomy places the organism in Eukaryota, Metazoa, Chordata, Actinopteri, Acipenseriformes, Polyodontidae.
GAAGCGGAGGCGCUGCUGUGUGGCAGUGUGUGUUCGACUGGAGAGAGUAGAGCAGACAGAAGACGAAGCGAGACGCAAGGCUUAAAAUGGCUUUACAACUCACCAUCAAUUCCAACAACCCGCCUUUGGUGGCGCUGCUUGCUGCUGAGCAUGUGAAAUCAUCUGUCAGCGUGUCUGUGGAAGAGGGCAAAGAAACCAGCAUGCGGGUCACCGAUAAGGUGCUCUUCAGUGAUGUGAACUCCAUCGCUCGCUACCUGGCUCGGGUUGCCCCGGCUCUCGGGCUCUAUGGCUCCAACCUGCUGGAGCAGACUGAGGUUGACCACUGGCUGGAGUUCAGCGCGAAGCAUCUGUCUGUCCCAGCCCAGCUGGACUCUGCAGUCCGGGAGCUCGACAGCGCCCUCUGUCUGCGAACUUUCCUGGUGGGGAACUCCCUGACCCUGGCUGACCUCUGUGCUUGGGCGGCUCUCAAAGGGAACGGAGCCUGGCAGCAGCAACUCUCUCAGAACCGGGCUCCGGGACAUGUCAAGCGCUGGUACAACUUCCUAGGAACGCAGGCCGCCUUCAAAUCUGUGGGCAGCAAGUGGGCGACCACAGCAGUGCAGCAGAAUGGAGUGCAGUCAUCAGAGAAAAAGCAGGACGUAGGGAAGUUCGCUGAGCUGCCCGGAGCUGAGAUAGGGAAGGUGGUGGUCCGAUUUCCUCCAGAAGCCAGUGGCUACCUGCACAUAGGCCAUGCCAAGGCUGCCCUGCUGAACCAGCACUACCAGGUGAACUUCAAGGGUAAGCUGAUCAUGCGCUUUGACGACACCAACCCCGAAAAGGAGAAGGAAGAUUUCGAGAAGGUUAUCCUGGAGGACUUGUCUCUGCUGCAAAUCCACCCUGACCAGUUCACCUACACCUCAGACCACUUUGACUUGAUCCUCAAGCUGGCAGAGAAGAUGCUGCACGAGGACAAGGCCUACAUUGACAACACACCUGCCGAGCAGAUGAAACAGGAGAGAGAGCAGAGGGUCGAGUCUCACAACCGUUCCAACUCUAUAGAGAAGAACCUGCAGAUGUGGGAAGAAAUGAAGAAAGGCAGCGAGUACGGGCAGACCUGUUGCAUGAGGGCCAAGAUUGACAUGAAAUCCAACAAUGGCUGCUUGAGAGACCCCACCAUGUACCGCUGCAAGAACCAGCCACACCCACGCACUGGCAACAAGUACAAGGUGUACCCCACAUACGACUUCGCCUGCCCGAUUGUGGACAGCGUAGAGGGGGUGUCCCAUGCGCUGCGUACCACAGAGUACCACGACCGGGACGAGCAGUUCUACUGGUUCAUCGAGGCUCUGGGAAUCCGCAAACCCUACAUCUGGGAAUACGCCAGACUCAACCUCAACAACACUCUGCUCUCCAAGAGGAAGCUCACAUGGUUUGUGGACCAGGGCUUCGUGGAAGGCUGGGAUGAUCCUCGAUUCCCCACUGUCAGAGGGGUACUCCGGAGGGGCAUGACUGUCGAGGGGCUCAAGCAGUUCAUCGCUGCCCAAGGUGGUUCCAAGUCUGUUGUCAACAUGGAGUGGGACAAGAUCUGGGCUUUCAAUAAGAAGCUGCCAAUUAGCUGUAAAAAGGUGAUUGACCCAGUGGCACCCCGAUACACGGCUCUGCUGAAAGAUGAGGUCGUCCCAGUCAACAUCCUCGCAGCCAGCGAGGAGUACAAAGAGGUGGCCAAGCACCCCAAGAACGCAGAGGUGGGAGUGAAGCCGGUGUGGUACGGGCCUCGCGUCCUGGUGGAGGGGGCCGAUGCAGAGACCUUCAAAGAGGGAGAGACCGUUACCUUCAUCAACUGGGGCAACAUUGACAUCACCAAGAUACACAGAGAUGCGAGCGGGCGCAUUGUGUCCCUGGACGGUCAGCUGAAUCUGGAGAACCGUGACUACAAGAAAACCACCAAGAUCACCUGGCUGACGGAGACCCCCCGAGCCCCACUGGUGCCCACCAUGUGUGUCGUCUAUGAUCACCUCAUCACCAAGCCUGUGCUGGGCAAAGAGGACAACUUCAAAGACUACAUCAACAAGAACAGCAAGACAGAGGAGAGGAUGCUGGGAGACCCAUGCCUAAAGGAUCUGAAGAAAGGCGACAUCAUCCAGCUGCAGAGGAGGGGCUUCUACAUCUGCGACCAGCCCUAUGAGCCAGUCAGCCCAUACAGCUGCAAGGAGUCCCCAUGCGUACUGCUCUUCAUCCCGGACGGACACACCAAGGAGAUGCCCACUGCUGGCUCCAAGGAAAAGAGCAAAGCAGAGGCCAGCAAGAAAGGGGUGAGCAGUGAGCCCCAUCCACUUCCUUUACAAAAAGACCACGUACAGACACAGUCUCUGAGCCACCCAGCCACCUCCACACUGCCCCCAGCUGGCCAGGAGGACUCUGUAACUCUGCUCAACCGAAUCACAGCGCAGGGGGAGGCAGUCCGUGACCUCAAGGCCAAGAAAUCUCCCAAAGAGGAGAUUGAUGCAGCCGUCAAGCAGCUGCUGGCUCUUAAGGCAGAGUUUAAACAGAAGACUGGGCUGGACUACAAACCAGGCAUGGCUCCUCCCAGCCCUGCCCCUACACAGGCAGCCCCCGCCUCCUCCUCCAGCCCCUCCUCAUGCCCCUACGAGACAGUGGCUCAGCAGGGAGAGCUGGUCAGGAAGCUCAAGACAGAGAAGGCACCCAAGGACCAGAUCGACGCUGCCGUCAAGCAGCUGCUGGCUCUGAAGGCAGAGUUCAAACAGAAGACUGGGCUGGACUACAAACCAGACAUGGCCCCUCUCACACAGACAACGCCCACUCCCAGCCCCGCCCCUUCACAGUCAGCCCCCACCUCCAAAGGGAGUCCAGCCGACACCCCCGAAGCCCAGGCUCUCUUCAACAAGGUAGCAGAGCAGGGAGAGCAGGUCAAGAAGCUAAAGGCAGAGAAGGCACCCAAGGACCAGGUGGACGCUGCAGUGAAGUCCCUUCUUGACCUGAAAGCUCACUAUAAGACUCUGAGCGGGGUUGAGUACAAGCCAGCUGGCGGGGAGGACAGGAGGAAAGAGAACAAGUCUGAGAAACAGAGCAAGAAGCAAGGAGGAGAGGCGCGGCGAGGCAAAGAGCCGACAAGGGAGCAGGACAAGAGCGCAGGGUCUGGGGGAGCAGGGGAGGGACAGGGCCCGAAGAAACAGACACGGUUGGGUCUGGAGUCUAAGAAGGAGGAGAAUUUGGCAGACUGGUACUCACAGGUGAUCACCAAGGCAGAAAUGAUUGAGUACUACGACGUCAGCGGCUGCUAUGUGUUGCGGCCCUGGUCCUUCGCCAUCUGGGAGACCAUCAAGAGCUUCAUUGACGCAGGGAUCAAGAAGCUGGGCGUGGAGAACUGCUACUUCCCCAUGUUUGUUUCUCAGGCCGCCCUGGAGAAGGAGAAAUCGCACAUUGCCGACUUUGCACCCGAGGUCGCCUGGGUAACUAGAUCUGGGAAAACUGAGCUGGCAGAACCCAUUGCUGUCCGUCCCACGAGCGAAACAGUGAUGUACCCAGCCUAUGCCAAGUGGGUGCAGUCCCACAGAGAUCUGCCAAUAAAAUUGAACCAAUGGUGUAACGUGGUGCGGUGGGAGUUCAAGCACCCCCAGCCGUUCCUGCGCACCCGGGAGUUCCUGUGGCAGGAGGGGCACACCGCCUUCGCCACAAAAGAGGAGGCUGCUGAGGAGGUGCUUCAGAUCCUGGAGCUGUACGCGCAGGUGUAUGAGGAGCUGAUGGCCAUUCCGGUGGUGAGGGGCCGGAAGACUGAGAAGGAAAAGUUUGCUGGGGGAGAUUACACUACCACCGUGGAGGCUUUCAUCUCUGCCAGUGGCAGAGCCAUCCAGGGCGCCACCUCACACCACCUGGGUCAGAACUUCUCCAAGAUGUUUGACAUCACGUUUGAGGAUCCGAAGCGGCCGGGAGAGAAGCAGUUUGUCUUCCAGAACUCGUGGGGUCUGACUACCCGCACCAUUGGGGUGCUCACCAUGGUGCACGGGGACAACAUGGGGCUGGUGCUGCCACCCAGGGUGGCCUGUCUGCAGAUCAUUAUCAUUCCCUGUGGAAUCACUGCCUCCCUCCCCGAGGAGGAACGAGACACACUCCUCCAAAAAUGCUCCCAGUAUCUGGACAGACUCCUGAAGAUCGGGAUCCGUGCCAAGGCUGACCUCAGAGACAACUACUCUCCCGGCUGGAAGUUCAAUCACUGGGAGCUCAAGGGUGUCCCGGUGCGUGUGGAGGUAGGACCUCGUGAUAUGAAGAGCAGUCAGUUUGUGGCGGUGCGCAGAGACACAGGAGACAAGCUAACCAUCAAAGAGGAUGAGGCAGAGAACAGGAUGAGAGACCUGCUGGAGGAGAUUCAGACCAACCUGUACACGAGGGCUUCCAAUGACUUGAAGAAACACAUGGUUGUUGCCGACUCGAUGGAGCAGUUUCAGAAAGAAAUGGACCAGGGCAAGAUUGUGCAGAUUCCAUUCUGCGGUGGGAUUGAGUGUGAGGAUUGGAUCAAAAAGACCACUGCAAAGGACCAGGAUGUGGAGCCUGGAGCGCCCUCUAUGGGAGCCAAGAGUCUCUGCAUCCCCUUCAAACCCCUGCAGGAGCUGAAGGCUGGACAGAUGUGUGUGAGCGGCAAGGAGCCUGCCAAGCACUACACACUGUUCGGACGCAGCUACUGAAGAGAGCGAGCCCAACUGAGACUCCGACCAGUCCAAUCCUAACUCCGGUUCACUAAUACCACACCCCCACUAGUCCUGCACCCAGGCCUGGUUUUUACCGCUCCCCUUGAUGACCAGAUGCAAGGAAUUCAAGCAGUCAGUCCUGCUAGAUCUGCUCCAAACUGAUCGCACUUUGUCACAGUGCAUAAAUAAGUGUCACUAGAUUAAGUUUACUAACAGAAGUUGUUCCUGUAGCUCUGUUUAAAACAGGUCUGGUUGCUCUUGUUAAUUUUAAUAAUACACUUAAUUUAGGGUAGCUCCAAAACCCAGGACUGGGUGCAGGGCUAGUGUGCUGUUAAUAUUAUGACUGUUAAAGUGCAGAUCCCAGGGCUCAGUAAUGUUAAUCUAACCCUAGUGUUACUAUUCCUGACCCAAGGAAAAGUAGUUCUGCAAUAGUAACACAUUGGUGUGUUUUAAUGGACUAACCUAUUAUGUGGACCCUAACCCAACCCACCCUUCUUCAAACUGACUGCUAGUGCAGAAAGCUAACAGGUUGUGUUUUAUCAGACAGAAUUAAAGCUCAAUAUUAAAAAAGGAAUUAUAAAAUA